GACAAUUGACCAAAUCAAGGCGCACCCGGUGCUCGCCAUCCUGCGAGAUACCUCGCCUAGGCGCCAGGUCCCAAGUGCUGGGGUAACGCCGCAAGCCGCCGGUUCGGCCACCGGUGGUGCGGAGGCUGCCUCAAGCCUCGAGGAGCAGCAAGCCGCCGAUGCGGCCGCUGCGACGAAGUCCUCUGGCGGCUCCAGCAUCUCCUUGAUGCUGGAUGUGCCUUUGCUAACGGUCAACUGCUACGUAGAGCUGCCAGCACAGUUCAGGCACCCCGAGGACCUUCGCACUCGCAUGGAGGCCAUGCAGCAGUCCGGGGCACAGCUUCAGGUGCCAUUCUGGGUAACGACAAGUAGCAAGUCUUGGUGCGGUCCCGGCGACUGGCCAACGAUGGCUUGCGCCGACCCGGUGGUGCGGUGGGGUCUCAGCCUAACCCCGCUCUUGACAGGCAGCAUCACCAACGUGCGAGCCGGUCUGCGCCUGAGCAGGAACGGCCAACUGCAGGCUGCGGUACAAACUACAGGUUGCCAGGUAUCGGACCACCAAGCUCGCUUUAAGGGCCAGCUAUACGACCAGGUCUGGCGGGCGAACGCGGGUCGUGCGUCUUGUGGCCCUGCUGCUCGCGGAACUGCUUUCCCACAAGACCUGCUACCUGAUGGCGACGGCUUCCAGCUUCUUGGCCCUCUGGCGACACGUGCAGACGCGAUGCGUACGUUUGCGCGUGACCGGCGCCGCGCGGCAUUUAACCUGAGUAUCCAGCUGGUCCCCAGCCGAGCGGAAAGGCGUGGGCAAGCUCAGCAGCUGUGGAGACGGCUAAUUGAAGUGCGGCAACUGCACCGCGCCAGCGACUUUGCUAUGUUCCUGCUCUCGACAACACACAGCACGGCGGAGCGGCUUCUGAUAAAUGCUCGGCUGCGCCCGUUUGACUGCUACCAGGCUUUGCGUAAAUCCCAGGCCGAUGAGGAUGCAGCCUCAGCCUUUGCGCAGCGGGCCGCUCGGUCUAGCGUUGCCGGCAAUGAUACCGGCCCAUUUCCAAGUGUCUUCAACGCCGUCUUUGGUCAGGAUUCGAAGCUGGGAGGGCGCCUCGGUAGCACCGCGCCAUUACUGCAACGCCGCACGUCCAUGCAUGGGCGCAGCAGAAGCGGAUUUGCCGCUCUGGCGACGAGCGCAAGCCGGUUCGGGCUCCAGGCGUCGCAUCACCGCAAGGCGGCAUCCAUGGUGCAGGCGCUUAGCUCAGUCA
This is a messenger RNA of Astrephomene gubernaculifera, 1235 nucleotides long. NCBI's taxonomy places the organism in Eukaryota, Viridiplantae, Chlorophyta, Chlorophyceae, Chlamydomonadales, Astrephomenaceae. The record is from the annotation of a GenBank genome assembly.